Messenger RNA from Pieris macdunnoughi, 378 nucleotides. NCBI's taxonomy places the organism in Eukaryota, Metazoa, Arthropoda, Insecta, Lepidoptera, Pieridae. The record is from the annotation of a GenBank genome assembly.
AUGCGAGCCGGCUAUGAGAUGGAUGCGCUUUUUGUUGAGCAAACUCUCAUAGGCCGUGACGAACACAAUGCGCUCGCCGAAGCGAGACGAGCGCAUAAUUAUUCGCUACGCCGCCCGCCGCCGCCGGACUCUGAUGAGGACGCCGCCGGGACGGCACCCAAGCGUGUCUGUGCGCAAACGACGCCACCCAACAUUAAUAUAAAUACACAACAUAAUAUUAAUAUAAAUACACAACAUACGAUGCCGCUCUCACAAAGAGACCCGCGUCGUCGUCGCCUGGCGGAUGCAUUCAUGGGCAUGACGCCUACCACGGCGCCCCCACGCCUACCUGACGACGAAGAAGAGUACCGUGUGGUGCAGCGGUACCUCGGGGAGUAG